GUGGCCUGCGGUCGACAGCUUGUUGAGGAAAGUUGUGAAAGACUCAGACGCUGCUGCUUCUCGAGCAGAUGGAGGCUUGAAUCAUGGCUGCACGGACGAGCUCGAUCCUCCUGCCCUUCUUCCACAGAGUCGGCGUGCCUCUCAGGAGGAAAUGGUGCCUCAGAAGGAGCCCGUGGUUCUCCUCUCAGUGCUGCGGUAGGAGCCUCUCCGGCGGCAUCACUCCUCCCCUGAGCCCGCAGCUGGCUGGCAAGUCGUACGCAGAGCUGUACGAGCUGUCCGUGAAGGAGCCGGAGACUUUCUGGGGCUCCGUGGCCAAAGACAGGCUGACCUGGAGCAGAGCCUUCCAGCAGGUCAGCGACUGCGACCUGAGGGCGGGCAGAAUCAGCUGGUUCGGGGGAGGACAGCUCAACGUCUCCGGUGAGGAAGCAGCUUUCUUAUGUUUUGAAGAAGCGAGCAGCCACCUCCAUUUUAGGACUUAAGUCACUUUCUUUACC
Colossoma macropomum (tambaqui) is the source of this 494-nucleotide messenger RNA. Its product is annotated as probable acetyl-coenzyme A synthetase. The record is from RefSeq and is a predicted model, not a curated record. Lineage: Eukaryota; Metazoa; Chordata; Actinopteri; Characiformes; Serrasalmidae. The coding region runs from base 84 to 479 and encodes 131 amino acids. The transcript has a single exon.